AUGGAGCAGCUUCGGGAAGGUGAGGGCUUCGGCGAUCGCUGGAUGGCUGCCGUCUUCUCGACGAGUGCGCCCUCCGCAAAUGCUUUUUGGGGUAAGGGCUUCCGGCUAUUGAGUUAUGUACAGCAAGCCCAGACCGCAAAAAGAUUCGCGAAGGGCAGAAUAUGCCGGCUUCUUCGGUUCGCCGCCGCCGCCGCCGCCGCCUUCAGCCCAGGAUGUCUCCGAACCCCGGAGCCGAACAGGCUGGGUCUCCCCAGCGCGUUCCAUCGCGGCUCAGCCUCACCACUCCGCGCGCUGCCCGCCCCUCCGCGCCCCUGGACCCGUGUCUCCAUUUCUCCAGACCGUCCGCGAUCCCCCAACUCAGCCCCGAGAGAAGUGUGUGGAGGGCGAGAAGGGGACCGCGAAGGGGCACCCGGAUCCCGGAGCCCAGCCUCCACCCCUUUCCUGUCGCCCCAGCACCCGGAGCCUCCCCGCCUGCCUGUCCUAUCCCUCUAUCCCCCUAUCAGAGUUCCGCCAGCCCCGGCUGCAAGGUCGCGGAUCUCUGAACAGUCCCCCAGUGGGGGAAACCUCACCCAAGAUGGGUUCCUGCAAACAUUGCAAGAACUUGAGGGGAAAGUUGCCAUAUUUGUUCUUUGGCACCCUGGAAUCGACGUGCGGUCGGGCGCGCGCGCGCACACACACACUCCCACCCUCGCCCAGCACGCCCGGAGAAAACGUCUCUCGACGGUGGAGGCACUGUCUUCAAGUCCCUGUCGACCCACCCCCUUCGCCCAUCCAUCACCCUCCUGCAGCUCCGCGACCCACUCACCCUCCCACGGCAUCCCCUCAGCUCCGCGACGGACAGACGCAAGCACACACCCUCCGAGCGUCUGCGCGCCCGCCGCGCCAGAGGGGCUCCGCGGUCUGCGCCCGCCGCCGCCGCGGCGCGGGGCAACUGGGAAAAAAAAGUUCUGCUCAGACUACCAGAGAGCUGACCGACUACCAGUGAGCCGACCGACCACCAGCCGACCCGGACGCCGACUCCCUGCUCCUUACCUCGGUCUGGGGGCCACGGGAGCGCGCCGGUCCCGUCCGCACUGCAGCCAGCUGGAAGGAGCCCCACUCCUGCGGGCCGGCUCCCUCCGGCCCCUCCCCGCCCCCCACGGGUGUUUGCCCGGCGGCAAAGCGGGCUCUUCCAGGGCGGGGCUAACCGCGGCUGGCGCCAACCCCGCCCCCUGGCGCUCGGAACUGAACUCUCUGAGGACCAAGGCAUUUUCAGCACCUAUCUUCCGUGGACAGCAACCGAGUCCUGGGCCAGCCCGAACCAGGGUCGCGGUCCUCAGUUCCCGGACCGGAGCCAAAGGGGAGGUUUGUCAAAGGAGUAGAGAUUUUUCCCUCUCUUUACCCAACCCCAUCCAUGCAAUUUUGAUCUAUAUUGCACAGUCUCCAUUAAUCUCUCACAGAUAUGGCCCAUUAAGUCGUGUCUGGCCAUCCUUUAAGACAGAGAAAAUGGGGAGGGGAGGGGGCCAUCGAGAAAACCGAGCUCAACAGCGCCGACCCAUAACGCGAGAGAGAGUUGCAGCAGCUAUUGAUUCAGAGAUUCGUCAGGGUGAUUCCCGGCUCUGCAAGAAUUCCCUCUCUCGGUUUCUUUGCAUGCAGCCCCAAAUUCAUUAUACACAUACACACGCACACAGCUACACCCCUUGCCCCCUACUCAGUCCCACUGUCCUCUUUAGAAGGGGCAAAAAAGGCAGCCAAAAAAGAACCCCGGAGCAUGCACAAAGUAAGCGUCAGCUCAUACUCACAGUCUGCGGCAUGCACAUGACAUAA
Messenger RNA from Symphalangus syndactylus (siamang), 1806 nucleotides. RefSeq names its product proline-rich protein 36. The record is from RefSeq and is a predicted model, not a curated record. NCBI's taxonomy places the organism in Eukaryota, Metazoa, Chordata, Mammalia, Primates, Hylobatidae.